UUUAUUCAGUGAAUAAGUGUUUUACUUUUCAGGUUCUUGUUCAUGAAUUGACGGAGAAGUGCUGGGACAAGUGUAUGGACCGUCCAUCAACACGUCUUGAGUCCCGCACAGAGAGCUGCACCACUAACUGUGUUGAACGUUUCAUUGAUGCCAAUAACUUUGUUGCCAACCGCUUGCAAAAAGUGGCGACUACCUCAGGACUUAUGUAAAGCAAUAAUAAUUAAAAAGAAAAAGAAAUUAGGUCUAGAGAGUUCAUACUCGCAAAAAUAAUACAUAGUUCUCUUGUAAUUAAAACAUUUUAUUGUGUAUUAAUGUAUAGAUUUGCUUUUCUUUCUUAAAUGUAUUUGCUUUCUUAUUUUUAAUUGGCAUAUCUUGUAUUCAACAAAAUGUUGAGAGUGAAGGAUUUUUUAUAUAGACACAGGAGGAAAUUUCUGAUUGGAGGUGCAGUUAUAGGUGGUGUUGCUCUCCUCAGUCGUUAUGCAGAACGUAAGCUUAUUGAAUGGCACGAUCAACAGACACGAAUCUUACUGGACAAACAGAAAAAGCGACAACAUUAUGAAAACACACACAGAACAGCAAAUGCUACAGUUAUGAGCUUGUCAGUCAGUAUGAAAGAAGUAAUUUCCAAAGAGCUAGAUGCAGAUGCACUUCUUCAAGCAGUGAGGGAACAGCCUCAACACAAACAUAAUAUUUGGCAGCAACUCAAGAUUGUGGGAUUCAGUCGUGCUGUUUCAACUGUUUAUGUUGCAAGUUUGGUGACCUCAGCUGUGCAUAUACAACUCAUGCUACUUGGAGGAUACACAUUUGGGGACCUCGUACAUUCUGGUCAUGCAGGCAUACCAAUAUCUCAAGCACUACAGCAAAAAUAUCUUGCAAUUCUUCACUACCUUGUUGAGGAGGGAGUUCCCAAACUUUUGCAGCAUGUGACACAAGCUGUCACCCAUAUAAUCUCUGGAUUGCCUCUUAAUCGACCUCUUACUUUAUGCCAGUUAGAAGGAAUCUUCCAGGAAAUUAAACUUGACCUAGCUGGAGAAGCUGUCUGUGAAGGCGCCUUCAGGAGAGAACUGGCUAAGCUUGAGCCAUGGAGCAGAUAUGUACUUCUUGCUCCUGUACCACCUGAAGGUGGAACAGGUGAUGAUAGGAUACUCUACAAUAUGUUAAUUGAAACAAAUGAUAUUCUUGAUUGUGAAGAUUUUAGUACUGUAAUGGACACUUUAAUUCAACAUGGUUUUAAUCAUUUGUUGGACAGAAUUGCUGAAUUUUAUCCACUCCCAAAAAUCAACUUGGCCAGUGGAUCUAAUGAGAAUUGGGUGGAUAAUUGUAAUUUAGAUUUAACAAAAGUUAUAUGA
Messenger RNA from Cherax quadricarinatus, 1349 nucleotides. The record is from RefSeq and is a predicted model, not a curated record. Lineage: Eukaryota; Metazoa; Arthropoda; Malacostraca; Decapoda; Parastacidae.